AUGCUGUCUGUGGAUGAUGUCCUGGAGCAGGUUGGGGAGUUUGGCUGGUUCCAGAAGCAGGCCUUCCUGUUAUUGUGCCUGAUCUCAGUUUCCUUAGCUCCGGUCUAUGUGGGUAUCAUCUUCCUGGCCUUCACUCCUGACCAUUAUUGCCGGAGUCCUGGGGUGGCAGAGCUGAGCCAGCGAUGUGGCUGGAGCCUGGCAGAGGAGCUGAACUACACCGUGCCGGGCUUGGGGUCUUCGGGUGAGGCCUCCUUCCUCAGCCAGUGCAUGCAAUAUGAGGUGGACUGGAACCAGAGCAACCUUGACUGUGUGGACCCCCUGUCCAGCCUGGUUGCCAAUAGGAGCCACUUGCCACUGAGCCCCUGCCAGCACGGCUGGGAGUACGACACUCCUGGCUCCUCCAUCGUCACCGAGUUUAACCUGGUAUGUGGAGAUGCCUGGAAGGUAGACCUUUUUCAGUCCUGUGUGAACCUGGGCUUCUUCCUCGGCUCCCUGGUUGUGGGUUACAUUGCAGACAGGUUUGGUCGUAAGCUGUGCCUCCUGGCGACUACUCUGGUCACUUCCCUGUCGGGCGUGCUGACAGCUGUGGCCCCAGACUACAUAUCCAUGCUGCUCUUUCGCCUGCUUCAGGGCAUGGUCAGCAAGGGCAGCUGGGUGUCUGGCUACACCUUGAUCACAGAGUUUGUCGGCUCUGGCUACAGAAGAACAACGGCAAUCCUGUACCAGACGGCCUUCACAGUGGGGCUAGUGGGGCUUCCCGGGAUAGCCUAUGCCAUUCCACACUGGCGCUGGCUCCAGCUGGCGGUCUCCCUGCCCACCUUCUUCUUCUUGCUGUAUUACUGGUGUGUGCCAGAGUCCCCUCGAUGGCUGCUAUCCCAGAAGAGAACCACACAAGCCAUAAGGGUUAUGGAGCAAAUUGCUCAGAAGAACGGGAAGGUGCCCCCCGCUGACCUGAAGAUGCUCUGCGUUAAGGAGGAUGCCUCAGAAAAGCAGAGUCCUUCCUUUGCAGACCUGUUUCGCACUCCCAGCAUGAGGAAGCACACCUUCAUCCUGAUGUAUUUGUGGUUCUCUUGUGCUGUGGUGUACCAGGGCCUCAUCUUGCAUGUGGGGGCCUCGGGUGGGAACCUCUACCUAGACUUCUUGUACUCUUCUCUGGUGGAAUUCCCUGCGGCCUUCAUCAUCCUUGUCACCAUUGACCGCGUUGGCCGCAUCUACCCGAUGGCCAUCUCAAAUCUGGUGGCAGGGGCAGCCUGCCUCAUCAUGAUCUUUAUCCCACAUGAGCUGCAUUGGUUGAAUGUCACUCUCUCUUGUCUGGGCCGAAUGGGAGCUACCAUUGUGUUGCAGAUGAUCUGCCUGGUGAAUGCUGAGCUGUACCCUACAUUCAUCAGGAAUCUUGGGAUGAUGGUGUGCUCUGCCCUGUGUGAUCUGGGUGGGAUCUUCACCCCCUUCAUGGUGUUCAGACUGAUGGAAAUUUGGCAAGCCUUGCCCCUCAUUUUGUUUGGGGUUUUGGGCCUGACUGCUGGGGCCAUGACAUUUCUUCUUCCAGAGACCAAGGGUGUGGCUUUGCCUGAGACUAUUGAAGAUGCAGAGAACCUAAGGAGGAGGAGGAAAUCAAAGGCCAAAGAAAACACAAUUUAUCUUCAGGUUCAAACAGGCAAAUCACCAGAUAUGUAACAGGGACCCUGUGCCAGGAGCUGAGUAGCAGAGAGAAGGGGACUCACCACUUGGAGAAUUCCCAGAAGCCUUUGCAUUCCCAUACUCUUCUAUGUUGCCCAUUCCCAAUGAAUAUUAACCCUAAAGAGUUUUCUGAAAGUGCAUUGUCUUGUUUCUUUUGACUUCUG
Cricetulus griseus (Chinese hamster) is the source of this 1841-nucleotide messenger RNA. The record is from RefSeq and is a predicted model, not a curated record. Lineage: Eukaryota; Metazoa; Chordata; Mammalia; Rodentia; Cricetidae.